Molecule: messenger RNA, 1230 nt
Organism: Hyaloscypha bicolor E
Lineage: Eukaryota; Fungi; Ascomycota; Leotiomycetes; Helotiales; Hyaloscyphaceae
Product: nucleic acid-binding protein
Exons: 1
Coding region: 1-1230 (409 amino acids)
Cellular component (GO): methionyl glutamyl tRNA synthetase complex
Molecular function (GO): tRNA binding
Source: RefSeq, a predicted model, not a curated record
AUGGCAUCCUUCACCAACAUAACCUACACCGACACUGAGCAAGCAGAAAUAAACCAAUGGCUCACCACCUCCUCCCGCCUGCAAUCCAAUCCCUCCGAAACCACUCUCCUCGAAACACUUAACACGCACCUCUCGUCCCGCACCACACUGCUCGGCACCAAACCGUCAAAAGCUGACGUCGCGCUGUACGAGAGCCUCGCCCCAGCAGUUUCACAAUGGACUCUCGAGCAGCGGACUGGAGAGCAAGGGCUGCCAAAUAUUGUCAGGCACUUGGACUUUGUGCAGAACUCUCCGCUCUUUGGACUAAAAGAGAAAAAGCUGCUUGUUGAUCCAGAGCAGAUUUUGUACGUGAAGCCGAUGGUUGAUGCCAAGGCUGAGAAGGAGCGGUUGAAGAAGGAGAAGGCAGCCGCUGCCGCAGGCGCUGGAGGGGAGACGGUUUUAGCGGAUCGGAGUAACAAGGGGAAGAGCGUUGGUGAGAAGGUGAAGGAGAAGGCGGGAGAGGUGAAGGAUAAGGUUGUCGCUGCUGUUGGGAGUGAGGGUGCUGGUGAGCAGCAGCAAAAGAAGAAGGAGAAGAAGGAGAAGGCUCCGAAGCCGCAGAAGGCCCCGGCUGCUGCAGCGUCUUUGAGUCCUUGUCUUAUUGAUCUCAGGGUUGGACAUGUCCUGAAGGCUAUCAAGCAUCCGGAGGCGGAUUCGCUGUUUGUUUCUACGAUUGCAAUGGGUGACAAGGAGGGGACGGACGAUACGGAUGUGUAUGAGGGACAGGUUGUUAGGACCGUGUGCUCGGGCCUUAAUGGUCUGGUCCCUUUGGAGGAGAUGCAGGGCCGCUAUGUGGUGGUUGUUUGCAACUUGAAGCCGGUGAAGAUGCGGGGCAUUAAGAGUUGUGCCAUGGUUCUUGCGGCAUCACCACGCUUGAAGGAAGGAGAGGAGGAUCAUCACGCAGGACCUGUGGAGCUGGUGACGCCACCUGAGGGAAGCAAGGCUGGUGAGAGAGUGUUCUUUGAGGGAUGGAAGGGAGAAUCUGAAGGUGUCUUGAAUCCUAAAAAGAAGGUCUGGGAGACGAUUCAGCCCGGCUUUACCACGACGGCGGAUUUGGCGGUGGGCUUUGAUGCUGGUGUUGUCAAGGAGUUGAGUAAGGAGGGCGAGGAGCCUAAGACAGGCGUAGGAAAGCUAGUUACCGAGAGUGGUGGCGUUUGUAAGGUCAAAAGCUUGACUGGAGCUGUUGUCAGGUAG